This is a messenger RNA of Vicia villosa (hairy vetch), 623 nucleotides long. RefSeq lists its product as uncharacterized. Gene Ontology annotation, biological process: proteolysis. NCBI's taxonomy places the organism in Eukaryota, Viridiplantae, Streptophyta, Magnoliopsida, Fabales, Fabaceae. Bases 42 to 548 code for a protein of 168 amino acids. The transcript has 5 exons. Gene Ontology annotation, molecular function: cysteine-type peptidase activity. The record is from RefSeq and is a predicted model, not a curated record.
CUAACAGAUUCCGGUUCGUGUCUUCCGCCCAUUGCAGCGGAAUGGAAAUUGUUUCGGAUCCGGAAUCUGUUAGACAGCGCUUAGUCGAUAGAUUCAUGUCCACCGGCAAUACAGAAUGUCUGCAUCUUUGGGCGUAUAAUACCCGACCAGUAGGAGCACACUGGUUGCUGCUUGCUAUCAACCCGAUAAGGGAAGUCGUGUAUUAUCUGAAUUCGGUAAAGGGUGAAUGGACCAAUUAUCCGGCCAUGAAGGAAAUCGUUGAUUUAUCAAUACAAGUAUUCCGUAGUCAACGGGACGCACAGGUAUCCCGGACUAAAUCAAACAACAUCACCUGGAUCGAAGUGCAGUGUCCGAUACAGCGUAACAGUUCAGACUGCGGAUACUUUGUAUUGAGGUUUAUGAAAGAAAUCAUUCAGGCGAAUCAAUUAGAGAUUCCUCCCACGUACCUUGACGAAUUCCGUGCUGCUGGGUACUCGAAGCUAAAGUUAGAAGAAAUCAAAGAGGAAUUGUGUCAAUUUUAUAUUAAGCAAUUUUUCAUGCAGAUUUGAACUAUAAUAUUGUUGAUUUUGUAAUGAUGUAUAUAUAUAAUUUUGUAAUGAUGUAUAUAUAUAAUUUUGGAUAUU